This is a messenger RNA of Archocentrus centrarchus (flier cichlid), 1689 nucleotides long. RefSeq names its product heme oxygenase 1a (gene hmox1a). Gene Ontology annotation, molecular function: heme binding; heme oxygenase (decyclizing) activity. The coding region runs from base 140 to 955 and encodes 271 amino acids. Gene Ontology annotation, biological process: heme catabolic process; response to oxidative stress; heme oxidation. NCBI's taxonomy places the organism in Eukaryota, Metazoa, Chordata, Actinopteri, Cichliformes, Cichlidae. The record is from RefSeq and is a predicted model, not a curated record. The transcript is spliced from 6 exons.
GCAUCACGACUGUAUAAAAGAGGAGGGAGAGAGUCGAGAGGCCACGCACUCAGGACCGACCACUCAGAGGAAGCGACACUUGACAGGACACACAGCAGCCAGCGCCAAGGAUCGAAGACUCAACUCCAGUUUAUUGAAUAUGGACACAAUGAAGAGUGCAAGGAAAGACGAUGCAGGAGAAGUUGGCAGUGAUUUAUCAGAGCAGAUUAAAGCAGCCACUAAGGACAACCAUGUGAGGGCUGAAAACACACAGCUGAUGCUGAGUUACCAGAAAGGACAGAUCACUCUGGUUCAGUACAAGGUCCUGCUGUGCUCCCUCUAUGAGAUCUACAAGGCUCUAGAAGAGGAGCUGGACAGGAAUGCUUCCCAUCCAGCUGUUGCACCAAUUUACUUCCCUCAGGAACUUGCCCGUGUGGAAUCACUGGAAAGAGACCUCGAGCAUUUUUGGGGCUCUGAGUGGAGGAAGAAAGUGAUCGUCCCUGCAGCUACACAGAGAUACGGACAGAGGCUGCGAAAGAUCGGCAGAGAGAACCCAGAGCUGCUGGUGGCCCACGCCUACACUCGCUACCUUGGUGAUCUCUCAGGGGGACAAGUGCUGGGAAAAAUUACCCAGAAAUCUCUCGGUCUGAUCAGCAAAGACGGGCUGUCGUUCUUCCAAUUCCCUGGCGUGAGCAGCCCCAACCGCUUCAAGCAGCUGUACAGGAGCCGGAUGAACAGCAUCGAGCUGACGGAGGAGGAGAAGGCUGCGGUGCUGGAGGAGGCCGUGCUGGCCUUCGAGCUGAACAUACAGGUUUUUGAUGACUUGCAGAAAAUGCUGAGUGUCGCAACGGAAACUGUAAACCAGCCAAGCGACAGAUUCCCAGCAGCCAUCCUCCGAUCGUCACCCAUCCUGCAGUACACCGUGGGACUGUGUUUGGCACUGGCCACUAUUGGAGUGGGAAUCUAUGCCUUGUAGACUUAGCAGCACUCACAGAUGUAAAAAUGUGGUUGUAGCUUCUGGGUGUGAAAAGUGAAGCCAAUGCUCCUUAAACCAGCAUUCUUAUAAAGGUCAAAGGGGAAAAGAGAUAUGAUUUCAAAAGGAAAUCCUGAUGAGUUUAUGGUCUCAAUUAACAGUUUAAAGCAUAAACAGAAAAGAUGCAUGUAGCCAUUGUGACGCCACCUAUUCACUAGUCUUAGAAUCACCAUGAUUUACAAAAAUGGGUUAAUUUUCCAUUCAUUGUGAUCUGAAACUAGUGACCAAAGCCACAGAAUUAUCAGGAAAGCAUUUACUGAGGUCAUAAAGGUUUCUAACCAGGAGUCGCCCCCUGGUGGUGAGAAUACAGGUUUAAAGGUAUCUUGGCUUCACUUUACAAACCCAGAAGCUACAUUAAUCUUUUAUAUCAUUUAAGGUUUGAAGUCUUGCUGAAUGUAAAUUAUAUUUUGCAAGGCUUUGUGGCGUCACUAACCAGUGGGUGACAUAACUAUGGCUCCAUCUAUCUUUUAUAUACAGUCUGUGACAUGCACAUAUUGCACUUUACUCAGUUUUGCUUACUAAAAUGGAACUCACGACUGAAAUUUGUAUCAGCUAUCAAAUCCAAACAAAAGCAGUGAUUUUACUGAACUUGCUGUUUGUAUAUACUUCAAACUGUGUCUCUGUAACUGCCUUUAUGAUCUUUUCAAUUAAAAAAAAAAAAAAAAUGCUCUAAAAGA